AUGUCGGACACAGAGCAGGAGUGGAAACCCAACCCUCGCCGCCCGCAGUCCACCAUGGCUCAGGCUUUCUCACUCGCUCUCGAUAGUGCUUUUAUGCUCGAUAAUGAGGUCAAUGAUCUGACACAGUCUAUCGAACUCAAGAAACAACGCAUGACCAUUCAAACACGGGAGCUUGAAGCCCUUCAAGCCCGGAUUCGCGAGGCCGAAGAACUUCUACAGCAAGAACAGGCUGAAAAAGCCGCGGCCAAAAACGGUGAUAACAAUACUCUCCACGGCACGGAUCAAGAAGGCCGAGAUUCUGAUACUUCGGCAGCCACUUCGCACGACAUGGAUGAGCAUGAGGAAGACGGCAACGGAAAGCCACGUGCUUGA
Talaromyces marneffei is the source of this 372-nucleotide messenger RNA. RefSeq lists its product as uncharacterized. NCBI's taxonomy places the organism in Eukaryota, Fungi, Ascomycota, Eurotiomycetes, Eurotiales, Trichocomaceae. The record is from RefSeq and is a predicted model, not a curated record. Bases 1 to 372 code for a protein of 123 amino acids. The transcript is spliced from 4 exons.